Molecule: messenger RNA, 442 nt
Organism: Zychaea mexicana
Lineage: Eukaryota; Fungi; Mucoromycota; Mucoromycetes; Mucorales; Lichtheimiaceae
Exons: 1
Coding region: 104-334 (76 amino acids)
Source: RefSeq, a predicted model, not a curated record
UGAAGUACUGGACUGACACUGUUGGCAGUGUUGUAAAUGAUAUGCGCCUGAUGUGGCACUCUUAUUACCAAAAGAAAAAAAGCUGAAAGAGCAAAUCAGAAACAUGGUGUCGUUGAUUAUAUCACAGCUACUAGUGUUACACUUUCUACCUUUUUCAUUACGAUGGAAUAUAGGGGUAAUACGAGGUAGUCUCCUCUAUGACUACACAUCUUCAGACAGUGGUGGUCAGAAUCGAGAGAACACUGUUCCUGUUGUUUUGAUUGUGUGUAGCCCGAGUUGCAGCAUGGGCCCUGUGAGCAAUUUUCCUAUUCCUAUUAAGAGUACCCAAGUAUGAGGCAUUUAUCUCGUCUCUCAGACGUCUUCAUGCAAAUGCCAAAGGAGCACUGUGAUUGCUGUUUACGUUGCGUUACCAGUUCGCUGUCGAGCACUCGGAUCUCUAUAG